AACGGCCCUUGCACUAAUCACACACUGUACGGACUACUCACUCCAACGGUGACUUUACCCCAUACUCAACCCUACAAUCGAAGGGGGGCGUUUUCCCAGUGCGGCCUUCCACCGGCUACUUGCGAUCUCGAAUCACUCACCAACUCGACCGGACUUUUUUUCCAGCAGUGAGCUGAGCCGGCGCAUUUCGUACCUGGCUACCGGACAAAGAACUGGCUAAACUUGGGCUGCGGCAAACCAAAGCGGACGAUCUGCCGAAAAUAGACAACGGCAUCUUCCACUACGGUAGCACCUGUACCAGAGACAGCUCCCACCGAUAUCGAUCGAUCCACCCAAGACAAUGCUGUUCUCUAGCAGAGAACCUGUCAACAUGCCGCUGCCGGCCCCAGUCCUGUCACCCACAGCGAUCCACCCCGCGCUGAGCGAUUCGGCCACCUCGCCUGCGCCUGGGAGUGGGAGUGCUGGGACCUCUCAUCCCAACGCCCAGAACCAUUCCUCGGACUCUCCUCACCCACCAUCUUACCCACACCCGCUCCUCCUUCCGCUCCCACGCACCCGCCCGUCGUUCGCAUCCUUGGAUCAGUGUGCCUCCGAUGGGGUUAUUACCCAGGCACGCUUCUCCGAUGAUGCUGACCGCCCAAAGAGUUCAUAUGCAACUCUAGGACGCGCAUCAACUUUGGAUUGCGCCAUCUCCGACGCAGAUACCGCAGCUGGAACCCCCAAUCUCCGACAUGAAGGCCUGGACUCUGUGACACCCAGACAGACUCCCAAACCUGCAUUCGCUUCUCCCUUUAUCUCGCUAGAUACCCCCGUGCAGACGGACUACAACCCGGUGCGAACCGCGCUCUCUCCCGCUUCAGCGUCAGCCUCCACCUUCGCUCACUCGCAACCACCACCCCACGUUCCCGGACAUAAGAAGAACGCCCUGUCGAUUGAGUCUGUGCCCCGGCAGACUAUUAUGAAAGCAUUGGCAUCGGUGGCCCGCAACAACAGACCUGAGCCUCUCUCUCUUUCCGGCAUGCUGUCCGCACACAACAUGCCUCAGGACGGGGACAACCGUCCCUCCACUUCGUCGUCGCAGAAGCUGUGCGACGCUCUCAACGGCAUCGCUCUCUCCGGCAGCACUUCGCUACAGUCACCAUGCUUCUACCACAACCGCUUCGACGACGCGGUCGACAUCGACAAGGUGCUGGAGGAGAUCAAGAACGAUGAGUGGAUGUCGCAUUCCCGUCUUGUUCAGACGGCCACUGGUGUACGAGAAGUGUCCAAGCAGCUUCAGCGACGGCCCAUUCGACGAGCCGUCAAGAAUGUUAUGAUUGUCACCAAGGCCCGCGACAACCAGCUGGUUGUCCUCACCCGUGAACUAGCCCUCUGGCUUCUCCGAACCCCCCGUUAUGGCUCUGAUCUGGGAGUAAACGUCUACGUUGACGCCAAGCUUCGAAACUCGAAACGCUUCAACGCUUCGAGCAUUACCGACGAGAAUCCACGCUUCCAAACCAUGCUCAAAUAUUGGUCACCAGACCUUUGCUGGAGCCAGCCCGAAAAGUUCGAUCUGGUGCUCACUUUGGGCGGUGAUGGCACCGUGCUCUUCACAUCUUGGUUAUUCCAGCGUAUUGUUCCGCCAGUAUUAUCAUUCAGCUUGGGGAGCUUGGGCUUCCUCACUAAUUUCGAAUUCGAGAGAUACAAGGAUCACCUAAAUCGCAUCAUGGGUGACGAAGGUAUGCGCGUCAACCUGCGCAUGCGCUUCACAUGCACGGUAUACCGGGAUGGACCCCUCGGACAAGAAAUGGAGGAGGGGGAGCAGUUCGAAGUUCUCAACGAGUUGGUCAUUGACCGAGGACCGUCGCCUUAUGUGUCCAACCUCGAACUGUACGGUGACAACGAGCUGUUGACCGUCGUCCAGGCGGACGGUUGCAUCUUUUCCACUCCAACUGGCUCAACAGCAUACUCCCUCUCCGCCGGCGGCUCCCUCGUCCACCCCGACAUCCCCGCCAUCCUUCUCACGCCUAUCUGCCCACACACGCUCUCCUUCCGACCCAUGGUCCUCUCGGACACCAUGCUCCUCCGCGUCACCAUCCCGCGCAACAGCCGCGCAACCGCCUACUGUGCCUUCGAUGGCAAGGGCCGCGUCGAGCUCCGCCAGGGUGACAGCGUCACCAUUACGGCCUCCCAAUACCCUUUCCCUACCGUCGUCCGCACCGACGCCGAGUGGUUCGACAGCGUCUCUAGAACAUUGCGGUGGAACACGCGCGGCGCGAUGCAAAAGGCCUUUGACGCUUCCUCGGGAGGGACUGGAAGCGAUGCGGGUGGGGAACAGGAGGAGGAAGGGUGGGAUAUUGAUACUGAUUCGGCAUGUUAUGCGAGCGAGGAAGGGAGCGUGAGUGCGAGUCCGUUGAGGAGGCAGAUGAGUCUUUUGGGGAUGUGAAGUACAUGAUUUUUCUUUGUUGUAUACCAAAGAGAGUGAAGGGACCGUUGGAUUUCUUUGGAAAGAAGCAAUGUGUUUCGAGAAGGCAUAAGCGACGGAAUUUUUUCUUCAUCUUUUUAUUCCCCCCCCCCCUUUUCCAUAUCUCAUCAUUGGGGGACCGAGAUAUUUUGACUGAGGAAAGACAACAAGAAUAAUGAAGCAGGAAAAGAGACAAGGCAUGGAGAGACAAGGCAUGGAGAGAAUAGAGGCUCAUCAACGCACGUACUAAGGGAUUGGGUUGAAGUUCUAGAGCUGAAUCACAGUACACAGCGCCCAACAGGUAGCUGUACAUGUGCUUUGAUUAGAUAUCUUUGGAAGGCACUGGAUAUACAAUUGGCGUCUACGGAGUUUUCUAGAUCAUUUCUUUUUCAACUGUAUAAAAGGAGUGGACAGAACAACAAGAUUCCCUGACCAAUGAA
Molecule: messenger RNA, 2883 nt
Organism: Neurospora crassa OR74A
Lineage: Eukaryota; Fungi; Ascomycota; Sordariomycetes; Sordariales; Sordariaceae
Product: NAD+ kinase Utr1
Exons: 2
Coding region: 341-2425 (694 amino acids)
Biological process (GO): NADP+ biosynthetic process; NAD+ metabolic process
Molecular function (GO): NAD+ kinase activity
Source: RefSeq, a predicted model, not a curated record